UGUAGGAUUCGUAAACAUAAACACGAAAUUUUUUUAUCAUUAUUAUUUUUUCAUUUUAAUUAAUUUUAAUUAAGUACACGUUAGUUUUGUUAUCGUUUUGUACGGUUUCAUUUUUAAAUACAUAAGUGAAGUAUUUCUCAACGACGUAUAAAAGUUUUACGCGAUGUUCCAAUUUUUCUAACCAUGUUUGAGCAAGAUUUCAUUCGUUCUUUCCUCACCGGAGCAACUUCUGGAACCAUAUCAGCAUUUCUAUUUCAACCUUUGGACGUACUAAAAACACAAAUACAAGAUCAAAGACGCCUCAGUAAGAAUGCACCGGUUACGUAUUUCCUGGUAUUCAGGAAUAUCCUACAGAGUCAAGGCCCUGCUGGAUUUUGGAAAGGAUUGACACCUGCUUUGGCUCGAUGUAUUCCUGGAGUUGGUUUAUAUUUCUCUUCGUUAAAUCUUAUGACUACUCACGUAAUCGGCGAUACUCCUAGCGUACUGGAGACUGUAUUUUUAGGUGCAGCUGCACGAGCUUCUUCGACCAUUAUUUUUAUACCUUUUACUGUGAUCAAAACAAGAUUCGAGAGUGGCCAGUACAAAUAUACCGGAUUAUUUGACGCUGUCAGAAGUAUUAAGCAAUUCGAAGGUGUUCAAGGAUUUACUCGAGGGCUUGUACCGACACUAAUACGAGAUGUGCCAUUUUCAGGAUUGUAUUAUUUAUUUUAUACUCGAACGAAAACACUUUUAGGAUUGGAACAAGGCGAGAGUAAUUCGUACAAAGUAUUUCUUAGCGGAGUCAUAGCAGGAUGUUCGGCUUCAUUUAUUACUCAUCCUGCAGAUCUUAUUAAAACUUACGUGCAACUGUACCCGAACGAGUUUAAUAAGUUUUCUUCGGGUAUUUACUUUAUUUAUAAGAGAUUCGGUUUUAAAGGGUAUUUCAACGGACUGAUGAUAAGACUGAUGCGUAGAACGUUAGUUACCUCGAUGUCGUGGACUGUUUACGAAAAGAUAAAUAUUUACGUUAAGGUGCCAUCGUGAGUUACGGAAUGAGUAUUUUGAUAUCGAUGAAGUCUAUUUAUAGAUUUUGUUAUCUUUAUUUUUUUUUUACGUUGUUGAUGGUGGAUAUCGUAUAUAAUAAUUAUGUACAUGUGUUACGUUUACGUUUAAUUUGAGCAAUAUCAAGUUACCGACGUUACCGUAUCGUUUAAACAGGGCUCGUACUGAAUUAUCUUUUUCAUUUUUUCUUUGGAAAUUUUCAUUUCCAAACACUCUCGUUUCUCGCUAAAAAAUUUCCACUUGUUCAAAAAAUUUCAUAAAGCUAAAUUUUUUUAAUACCCAAAGUCCAGCGUUUUGACCAAAAAAUGCCAAAAAGGCCUUUUUUUCUGCAACUGUUAGUCUUGCUUCUUAUCAAAAAACAGAAAUUUUUCGUUUUUUUGCAAAAGAAUUUGAAAAAUUACAAUUUUAAAAAAAUAUUGGCCAAAAGUCUCGCAUUUUUGGUGAAAAUUGCCAAAAAUGGUAGCUUUUUAGCAAUUGAAAAAUUUUGUUUUUUUACCUUGAAAUUGCCAAAAAUAAUCAAGCUGAAUUGUUAUUUUACUCAAAGAGAUAUAAAAAAAUUCUCAAUUUUCCAAAAACAGCAAAUUUGAAAUUGCUGCUCUUUGCAAAAAUUAUUUUUCGAAAAAUAAGUUGUGAAAAAAUAUGCAAUAUCUUUGCAAAUAAUUCCCAAAAAUUGCUGAUUUUUGUUAUAUCUAAUUGUCGAAUUUUUAUAUUUUUGAGAAAAUUUUAAAUUUUUAGCAGAAUUGCUGAAAAUUUUCACCUUUUUUUCAAAUUAUCCAAAGUAUUGCGUUUUUUGCCAGAAAUUAUUGCAAAAAAAGUUCACUUUUUUGCCAAUGAAUCUCAAAAAUGACAAUUUUUGUCUGAUUCCAAAAAGCUUCAUUUUUUUCAAAAAUUGUCCCAAGUCUCGCUUUUUUGCCCCAAACGCCAAGUAAGUUCUAUUUUCACAUUGGAAAAUUGAAAAAUCGACUCCCAUCAAAAAUUGCGAGAGCAUCAUUUUUUUGGCAAAAAUUGUCACAUUUUCUCCUUCUUUUUUGCGAAAAAUUUCAAAAACUGUUUUUUUUUCUAAGAUUCUCCAAAAUUUAUGUUUUUUGACAAAAUUUGCUCAAAAUUUAAGCAUUUUAGCAGUUAAAAAGUCUCAUUUUACCUAAAAUUAUCAAAAAUUGUCAUUUUUUACCUAAAAAAUGUAAAAAGACUAACGUUUUGAAAAAACAAAAAAAAUCGGAAAAAAAAUAUUUCUUUGCCAGUACUUAAUUCCCAAAAAUUUUUGUCUUUUGCUAAAAUUGUCAAAUUUUUACAUUUUAGAAAAAUUCCAAAAUAUUCUUUGUCUUUUAAAAUUUGCAAACAUUUGCCGUUUUGCUAGAAAUUGCUGCUAAAAUUGUCAGUCUUGCUUUUUGCAAAAAAUUGUAAAAUUUUUCGCUUUUGAACAAAAUUGCUAAAAAUCUGUUUUUUUAUUCUGCAAAAAAUUCCAAAAGGUCUCACUUUUUUCAAAAACUGUCUCAAAACCUCAUUUUUUCCCCCAGAAACUGCCAAAAAUUCCUUCCUUUUUUAAAAAUUGUCAGUUUCGCUUUUUUGCAUCAAAAUUUCUAAAAAAAUAUAUAUUUUUCAAAAAAAUUGCAAAGAAAAGUGGCCAAAAAUUGUCCAAAGAUCUUAAUUUGUUCAAAAAUGAUUAAUAAUUAUCGUUUAUUGAACUAUUAGAAUGCCUCUUUUUUGCCUAAAAUUGUCAAAGGUGAUCAAGAAGUGUUAUUGUUUUGCCUACAAAGUGUAAAAAAAAUGCCACCUCUCAAAAAAAAAAUUGAAUUUUUUUGCAUAUAAUUUUCCUUAAGGGACAGAAAAUGCUGCUUCUACUAAAACCGUAAAAGUUUUGCUUUUUGCUAAAAAUGUCUCAAAAUUCAAGCAUUUUAGCAGUUGAAAAGUCUCAAGUCUCAUUUUACCUAAAAUUAUCAGAAAUUGUCAUUUUUUUGCCUAAAAAAAUGUAAAAAGACUCACGUUUUGAAAAAAAAAUCGGGAAAAAAGUAAUUUCUUUGCCACUAAUUCCCAAAAAAAAUAUCUUUUGCUAAAAUUGUUGAAUUUUCACUUUUUAAAAAAAUUGCAAAAAUAUUCGUUCUUUUUUAAAAAUUUUGCAAACUUUUGCCGAUUUGCUAGAAAUUGCUGCUAAUAUUGUCAGUCUUGCUUUUUGUACAAAAUUGUAAAAUUUUUCGCUUUUGAAGAAAAUUGCUAAAAAUCUUUUUUUUUUUUUGCAAAAAAUUCCAAAAUGUCUUAUUUUUUUUUCAAAAACUGUCUCAAAAUUUCAUUUUUUCCCCAGAAACAGCCGAAAAUUUCUUCCUUUUUUAAAAAUUGUCAAUUUCGCUUUUUUGCACCAAAAUUUCUAAAAAAUUAAUUUUCAAAAAAAUUGCAAAGAAAAGUUGCCAAAAAUUGUCCAAAGGUUUUAAUUUGUUCAAAAAUGGUUAAUUCUCGUUUAUUGAACUAUUGAGAAGUCUCUUUUUUGCCUAAAAUUGCCAAAGGUGAUCAAGAAGUGUUAUUAUUUUGUCUAAAAAGUGUAAAAAAAUUCCAUUUCUUGAAAAAAUGUGAAAAAAUAGAAUUUUUUGCAUAUAAUUUUCCUUAAGGACAAAAACCGCUGCUUUUACUAAAACCGUAAAAGUUGUGAUUUUUGCCAAAAAUUUCCAAGUGUGUUUUUUUUCAAAAAUAUCAAUUUUUACCAGAAAUUGCCAAUUGUCAAAAGUGUGGCUUGUUUGCCCAAAAAUGCAAAAGUUCUCGUUUUUUUUUUGUCAGAAAUAGUCAAAAAGCCAUCAAAAAAUUUCAAAAUGUUUAAACUUUCUGAAUCAUCAGAACAUUUCAAUUCUAUUUCGAAUGUUUUGUUGGUCUUUUUUUUUUUUUUUUUUUUUUUUUGAUGUCUUGCUCACAUUUUGUCAUCUUUUCGGGCUACUUUUUUGAGCCUUUUUGGUCACUUUUUUGAGAUUUUUGCUAUUUUGAUUACUAAAGAUGAGUACCUUUUUUGAAGAGGAAAUUGAGUACGAGCCCUGUUUGAAGAAUUACUGGAGGGGAGAAAUAUUUGUAGAUGGCAAAGAGGAAUAGUAUUUGUAUAUUAUUUUUAAUUUUCAUUUUUUAGUGUUUCUAUUUUCUGAGGAAUAAAAAGUAGAUUUGAUUUUUU
Planococcus citri (citrus mealybug) is the source of this 4186-nucleotide messenger RNA. Its product is annotated as mitochondrial glycine transporter A-like. Gene Ontology annotation, cellular component: mitochondrion. The transcript is spliced from 7 exons. NCBI's taxonomy places the organism in Eukaryota, Metazoa, Arthropoda, Insecta, Hemiptera, Pseudococcidae. Gene Ontology annotation, biological process: glycine import into mitochondrion. Gene Ontology annotation, molecular function: glycine transmembrane transporter activity. The record is from RefSeq and is a predicted model, not a curated record. The coding region runs from base 184 to 1023 and encodes 279 amino acids.